AUGCAAACGUCUCAUUUAGCUGCAGCUUUAAUGUCUUCAUCAAGUACGUUUAAUAACGUUUCCACUACAGACACUGCAGUAACUGGUACCAAUAUUAUUAAUGCAAAUAAUGAAAAAAAGAAUGAUAAACAGAAUGAAUCUCAUAAAGAAACCGUUGAGGAAGACAAAGAAGAGAUUGGUAGUGGUGAUGACUUUUCUGAUGAGGAAUCGGAAGCUCAGCCUGGUAAUAAAUCCAUGCCCGGAAGAGGUGUUACCUUACAAAUGCUCUUAGAAGAGAAAAUGUUAGUGCCUGGUAUAGCUGCAAUGACAAUAGAAUAUUUGGGACAAAAGUUUGUGGGGGACUUACAACCUGAUGGCAAAAUAAAAUCGCAUGAAACUGAAACAAUAUUUUGCUCACCUUCUGCAUGGGCAAUACAUUGUAAACGAAUUAUUAAUCCAGAUAAAAGAUCAGGCUGUGGUUGGGCUUCAGUUAAAUAUAGAGGCAAGAAAUUGGACACUAUAAAAGCUACAUAUCUUCGUAGGAAACAGUUGCAGAGAGAAAACAUGCGCUCUGAUGAGGAGAACGAAAUGGAGGUUGAAAGUGCUCCAGAGCCUCCACCACAAAGAAUUGUAAUGAAACACAAUACUGUUCCAAAUAGAAUGAUGCAACAUGAUGCAAAUAUGCUGAUAGAGGCAGUAUCUUUUUCUUCGGCUGGCAAAGUACAACCUUUCCUAGUCUCUGUCAAUUCUAAUGCCUCCCUCGUCCUUGAUCUUCACUGUCAUUUGAAAAAAGAAGAAGUUCAUGGUUAUUUAGCAGGAACAUGGGAUUUGAAUAGUCAUACGGUCAUGAUUACUCACACAUUUCCCUGUCUAAAGUCUAAAAGUGACCCAAGACCAAAGGUAUUGGUUGAAAUAGAGAUUCAGAUGGAGAUGGAAAAACUUGGUUUAACACUACUAGGUUGGUACCAUUCACAUCCAACAAAUCCUGCUAUGCCAAGUCUCAGAGAUUGUGACAAUCAACUUGAAUAUCAAAUAAAAAUGAGAGGUCCAUCUGAAAUAUCUUAUUUACCUUGCAUUGGUGUAAUAUGCUCUCCUUAUAAUCCGGAAAGUCCUGUUUUGGAAUCAUCGUUAACAUUCUUUUGGGUAAUGCCUCCACCAGAACAGAGGCCUACUGAAUAUCCUCGGCCAUUAUUACUUCAAUAUAAUAUGAUACAUGACAGCCAUUUAUCAACACAUGCAAUGGAACAAAUAAAGAGAACUAUUAAAUAUUACUUUAAUUAUGCAGAUGAUACAUUUGUAAACUUUAAAGAGAAUUAUAAACCUGACAUUACAUUUUUAGAUAAGUUGAAGUGUACUUUGACACCUAAAUUCCCAAGAGAACAAAGUGAUGGCUUGUUAUGGCAUUUCAUACGCGAUGAGCUGGGCUGUUCAUCUGAACAAGAUGAGAAAAUAGACUUGGAUGCUCUUUUAGCUGUUCCUCAACCAAUUCCUCCACUUAAGCCUACCCAACCAACAUCUAUACCUAAUUUCCCGUCAGUUAGUACUCUCCAGCAAAUGGUUAGCCGACCAGCUGGUGUUCCUCCAAUAAACGUAUCUUCAGGUAUAGGAUCAAUAUCUCCGCAUAAAUUUGAAGCUCCACAGUUGAAUAUACCAGUACUUUCAACAUCAUCAAAGUCAUCAAAAUCAAGUACAUCUUCAUUGUCAUCUGCUUACCCCACAGGAUUAGACAUGUUGACGAGUAUGGCUUUAGGGUUGGGAUCAGGAAACAUGCCUUUGCCUUUAGGUGCUGGCAGCUUAGAAAGCUUAGCUGCUGCUAACAGCAUGUUAACUGGUCUAACACCAGGAAUGUCGUCUAACUUAGCAGCAAGUCUAUCAAGUAGCAAACUCUCCGACCCACCAUCUUAUGCUGCAUCUUUACAGAAUUUGACAGCAAUGGGAUCUUAUGAAAAAACGUCUACUAGUACUUCAACAAGCAACACAACUUCUACAGCGCCAAUCCCAGCGAGUAUUGCUUCUAAUCUCAUGAUGAGUUCAGCCGAUAUUGCCAAUGCUUUGUUUUCAGCGAGCAAAUAUUCCAGCGCAGGUAUAUUAGGUAUUCCUGAUCCAAUGUCGAAAUCGACAUUAGCCGCUAAUAACAUGUUUUUGUCACCUUCUUUGCUCAAAAUGCAAGAGUCUCUUUUAAAACCUCUUUCAAGCAGUAGUUCUAUAUCGUCUAAAGUUGGCCUAGAUCAAAAUGUUCUGAUGAAAUCUCCACAUGACCUACUGAAAAGCACGAAAGACUAUCUACCGCCAGAUUUUGGUAGUAUUGGGAAAGGAAAAAUGGAAGGUUCCUUGGAUACAAGUAAACAUGCGGAUAGUAGUACAACUAUAAAAGGUGACUCGUCGAAAUCCAUCCCUCUUACUUCAGAUAAUCAAGCAACGGACUUUAGUAUGUCAUCGCGUGUGGGCGGAGAAUCAUUUUUGAACCAAAUGUUGGAACUAACUAAAAAGACAACAAUGUCUGAUUACAUGACAGAAUAUAAUCAGCCAUUAAAGUUAACAGAAGAAGAAAGUCAGGUUCCACUAUCGUCAAGUCAUGUCUACUCUAACACAUCUAGCAUUGCUGAUACGAUAGCGCAAGUAUCAAUGGGUAAUUAUUCUAAAAUGGACGACGUUAUUGAUUAUAAUAAAAGCCAAGAUUACAGCAUGACUAAAAAUUCUACAAAUGAGAGUGAAAAGUAA
Molecule: messenger RNA, 2700 nt
Organism: Parnassius apollo (apollo)
Lineage: Eukaryota; Metazoa; Arthropoda; Insecta; Lepidoptera; Papilionidae
Source: the annotation of a GenBank genome assembly